AUGAAGACUGCUACGCUUUUCUCAGCGCUUAUCCCCAGUGCCCUUGGAAGCACAAUCUACUUUGCCGGUGAUUCUACCAUGGCGAAGGGCGGAGGUGGCACUGGCACAAAUGGGUGGGCUGAAUACGUAUCAACGUAUACCACAUGGACAAUCUCCAAUCAAGCAAUUGCAGGCCGCAGCGCACGUUCAUAUACUCGCGACGGCCGGUUCACGACCAUCGCCAACGAAAUCCAAGCCGGGGACUGGGUAGUCAUCGAAUUCGGUCACAACGACGGCGGAUCCUUGACACCGACAGAUAACGGACGCACUGAUUGUUCCGGGACAGGCGAUGAGACCUGCACUACGGUGUACGAUGGGGUAACCGAAACAGUCCUGACGUUCCCCGCGUACUUGGAGAAUGCAGCGAACACGUUCACGGCGCUUGGAGCGAAUGUGUUGAUUUCUAGUCAGACACCUGAUAACCCGUGGGAGACUGGGUCAUUUGUUUAUUCACCGUCGCGGUUUGUAGGGUAUGCAGAGUUGGCGGCGGAGACGGCGGGCGUGGCGUAUGUUGAUCACGGGGCUUAUGUUGCGAGUAUCUUUGAUUCUCUUGGAGACGAUGUUGUUAAUGGGUAUUAUCCUCUUGAUCAUACCCAUACUAGUCCUGCAGGAGCGCUGGUGGUUGCUGAGGCCUUUUUCAAGGCUGUGGUCUGUGGAGGUGUUGCGCUGGAGAGUGCAUUGAACACUACUGUUUUCCCAGGCGAUUGUCUGUAG
Molecule: messenger RNA, 753 nt
Organism: Penicillium pulvis
Lineage: Eukaryota; Fungi; Ascomycota; Eurotiomycetes; Eurotiales; Aspergillaceae
Product: rhamnogalacturonan acetylesterase RgaE
Exons: 2
Coding region: 1-753 (250 amino acids)
Molecular function (GO): hydrolase activity, acting on ester bonds
Source: RefSeq, a predicted model, not a curated record